GUUUAGCCGUUGCUAAGGGGCGGGGUUAACGGCGGCCGGGCCUAGCGGUGGCGGCGGAACCGGGCCGGGCCCGGCGGUCGGAGGAGGAGGCGGCGGGGCCGGGCCCGGUCGGGGACCGGUCAUGGAGUUCCCGUUCGACCUCACACCGGUGCUGGGUGACCGGGUUUGCGUGGUCGAUCAACACCUGCGGCCCGCCGGGCGUCGCGGGCCCAACCACCGGGGGGAGCUGGAGCAUCAGCUGAGGGCCGUCAUCGACGAGCUGGGCAAGGCCUCGGCCAAGGCCCAGGGCCUCCCCACCCCUGUCACCAGCGCCACCCGCAUGGAGACCAACCGCCACGUCCUCUACAUCCUCCGCGACGCCGACGGCCGCCGGACCCCCAAAAGCGCCGUCAUCGGCUUCCUCAAGGUGGGCUACAAGAAACUCUUCCUCCUGGACCGUAACGGCGCCCACAACGAAGCGGAACCUCUUUGCGUCUUGGAUUUUUACAUCCACGAAUCGCUGCAGCGACACGGUUACGGGCUGGAGCUUUUCCAGCACAUGCUGCAGAGCGAGAGGGUGGAUCCCUGGCGUUUGGCCGUCGACCGACCCUCCGAGAAGCUCCUGGCUUUUCUCCGCAAACACUACGGCCUCACCGACGCCAUCCCACAGGUGAACAACUUCGUCAUCUUCGAGGGUUUCUUCUCCAACCGACCGGCAGCCCCCCCUCGCCGCCCACCCCCCAAGCGCCCGGAGGAGGAGAUUAAGCCCUACUCGCUGUCGGAGCGCGACUUCUUACGGGAAGAGGCGGAGCCUCCGUGGCCCUUCAACUUGACCUCGGGGCGAGCCGGGGGUUCACCGGUACGCGGCAGCCUCCGGCCGUUCCUCCUGCGGCGGGAGACGCCGGACGGACAGACGGAGCCCCGGCCGCCGGACGGACGGACGGAUGCCCCCCAGCACCGCCGCGCCAGCUCCCUCGGGCGCGCCGGUCGCUGAGCCCCAUGGCAGCUCUCCCCACGGCGGGGCCGUGGGGGGCUCGGUGCCCGCUGGGUGUGGGGCGGGGGGACGUGGGGUGCCCCACAGGUGCCCCAUGGGUGCCCCCUCCCUGCCCCAUAGCCCCUAUGGGUGCCUGUCCCCACCCCAGAGUCCUACUGGGUGCCUAUCCCCGUCCCUGUGGGUGCCCUUCCCUGCCCCAUAGCUCCCCCGGGUGCUAGUGACUGCUCCACAGCUCACCCGGGUGCUAGUGACUGCCCCACGGGUGCCCCCUUCCUGCCCCACGGCUCCCACAGGUGCCUGUCCCUGCCCCACGGGUGCCCCCUUCCUGCCCCACAGCUCCCACAGGUGCCUGUCCUCACCCUAUGGGUGCCCCCUUCCUGCCCCACGGCUCCCAUGGGUGCCUGUCCCCACCCCACGGGCGCCCUUCCCAGCCCCACAGCUCCCAUGGGUGCCUGUCCCCACCCCACAGGUGCCCCCUUCCUGCCCCACGGCUCCCAUGGGUGCCUGUCUCUGCCCCAUGGGUUCACCCUUUCCUGCCCCACGGCUCCCAUGGGUGCCUGUCCCCACCCCACAGGUGCCCCCUUCCUGCCCCACGGCUCCCACAGGUGCCUGUCCUCACCCUAAGUGUGCCCCCUUCCUGCCCCACGGCUCCCAUGGGUGCCUGUCCCCACCCCACGGGCGCCCUUCCCAGCCCCACAGCUCCCAUGGGUGCCCCCUUCCUGCCCCACAGUUCCCAUGGGUGCCUGUCCCAACCCCACGGGUGCCCUUCCCAGCCCCACAGCUCCCAUGGGUGCCCCCUUCCUGCCCCACAGCUCCCCGUCACCAGUCCGUGCCCCACGGGUGCCCCCUUCCUGCACUACAGCCCCUGUAUGUGAUCGUCGUGCCCCACGCAGCACCCACGGGUGCCCUUCCCCACCCCACGGCCCCAGGGGGCGGGACCUUCCCCCGCCCCCACCCUGUUUUUGGUUACAUUUCAAUAAAAACGGUGACUCUGAA
This is a messenger RNA of Phalacrocorax carbo (great cormorant), 1969 nucleotides long. NCBI's taxonomy places the organism in Eukaryota, Metazoa, Chordata, Aves, Suliformes, Phalacrocoracidae. The record is from RefSeq and is a predicted model, not a curated record.